Messenger RNA from Austrofundulus limnaeus, 317 nucleotides. RefSeq names its product 60S ribosomal protein L22. Gene Ontology annotation, cellular component: ribosome. The record is from RefSeq and is a predicted model, not a curated record. Gene Ontology annotation, molecular function: structural constituent of ribosome; RNA binding. Gene Ontology annotation, biological process: cytoplasmic translation. Lineage: Eukaryota; Metazoa; Chordata; Actinopteri; Cyprinodontiformes; Rivulidae.
UAUCGAUGAUUCGGUCUGGUUUCAGCGCAUGCGCACUCCCGUUUCUUCCUUUUUGCUAGCUUCUCCGCCAUGGCGCCUAUUCAGAAGAAGCAGAACCCAGGAAAAGGUGGGAAGAAGAAGAAGCAGCUCCUGAAGUUCACCCUGGACUGCACCCAUCCUGUGGAGGAUGGCAUCAUGGAUGCUGCGAACUUUGAGCAGUUCCUGCAGGAGCGCAUCAAGGUGAACGGGAAAGCCGGUAACCUCGGCGGGGGGGUCGUGUCCAUCGAGAGGAGUAAGAGCAAGAUCACAGUUUCCUCUGAGGUGCCCUUCUCCAAACG